AUGGGGUUCUGGAAGAGGCUCACAGAGUUCCUUUUUAUUACUCCAGUUGACUCAGUAGUCGACGUCUUUGAUCCGGCUACUAUUGUCGAUGGCUCAUGCAAUACGCCUAAAGACAGAGCUUGUUGGACUCCAAACCUUGACAUCCACACCGACUAUGAAGAGGUUAUUCCAGAAGGUGUGACUCGAAAGUUCCAUCUUGUGGUUGGCGAACAUCGAAUCGCCCCUGAUGGUUAUGAGGUCGACCGCUUGCUGUUCAACGGGUCGUAUCCUGGACCAACCUUGGAAGGGAAUUGGGGUGAUACUUUUGAAAUCACCGUCUAUAAUAACCUCACAAACUUCAACGGGACAUCGAUCCACUGGCAUGGUAUCCGACAAUUGAACACUAACUGGAUGGACGGUGUGUCAGGUGUAACAGAAUGUCCCAUCCCGCCGGGUGAGACCAUGACCUAUCGUUGGAAGGCCACUCAGUAUGGUACAUCUUGGUAUCACAGCCAUUUUAGUCUCCAGUAUGCCGAUGGACUGUUGGGAGCCAUCAAGAUCAACGGACCAACUAGCAUGAACUAUGAUGUUGAUCUCGGCCCCGUACUCAUCACUGAUCAUUUCCACAAAACAGCAUUUUCCCAGGUCAUGCUGGAGUACUUGGGACGUCCACCAGCACCAGACAGUAUCUUGAUGAAUGGCAAGGGAACAUACUACUGCUGUCCAACAAUAGGCAACCCGAAUUGCGACAAAAACUGCGUAGGUCUCCCGAAACUAACAGACUUUGUCUUUGAGAAAGGCAAGAAAUACAAAAUGAGUCUCGUCAACACCGGCGUCUCAACGCACAUGACCUUUUGGAUUGACAAGCAUAACUUUUCCGUUGUCGCUACCGACUUUGUCCCCAUCACACCUUACAAUACUUCUAUUCUCAAUAUCGCUAUCGGUCAGCGUUACGAUAUCAUUAUUGAGGCCAAUGCCACGCUUCAUGACUCAGCAAACUCCAAGAGAACUAACUUUUGGAUGCAUGCGAGAGACUGCAACAAUGGAGGUGCUCGCUCGAACCUGGGUAUUAUUCGCUACGAUGAGGAUAACCAAAAGUUGCCUUGGACUCCACCUCCGGAUGAGAAGCAUCUCUGCUACGGAUGUCUUGAUGAAUUGAGCGCCAAACUUAAACCUAUCGUCAAGAGAAAUAUCUCCAUCGCCACGAAUGUCAACUACCAGGACGAGUCUUUCAAAGUCCAUCUAGUAGGAUAUCCUGAUGAAACUGCCGAAAGCUCUCAGCUUCAUAAAUGGGUUCUUAAGGAUUCAUCCUUCUAUCUUGAUUGGGCUGAACCCAGUUUGAGUCUUGUCAAGGUUGCAUACGAAAAGGACUGGAAACAUCCCAAGUGGCCCAAAGGCUACGAACCAGUCAAUCUGGAGUAUACAAAUGGUAGCUGGGUGUACUUCUUGAUUGAAGGCAAGUUCAAGGAGUCUUUGCACAAUAUGCCUGGGCAUCCAAAGAUCUACAAGACACAAGCUCCUGUGGCUCAUCCGAUGCAUAUCCAUGGCCAUGAUUUUGUUGUUCUUGCUACGGGUACGACAGAGUUUGAUCCACAUAACUUCACUCUACAAACAGACAAUCCGCCUCGCCGCGAUGUGGCACUGCUUCCUGUCAAUGGGUACCUCAUUGUUGCAUUCCAGAUGAACAAUCCUGGUGUUUGGCUCAUGCACUGCCACAUCGCUUGGCAUGCUAGUGGUGGAUUGGCGCUUCAGUUUGUCGAGUCACCAAGAGAGAUCGGGCCGCAGUUCCAAAAGUCUGGUAUUGUACCGCACUAUUCUGAGCAGUGCAAUAACUGGGCUGCAUACUACACUAUGUUUAAUAAGAACGAGAACGCGACGCAAGAGGAUUCGGGUAUCUAA
Messenger RNA from Fusarium poae, 1878 nucleotides. RefSeq lists its product as uncharacterized. Lineage: Eukaryota; Fungi; Ascomycota; Sordariomycetes; Hypocreales; Nectriaceae. Bases 1 to 1878 code for a protein of 625 amino acids. The transcript is spliced from 10 exons. Gene Ontology annotation, molecular function: oxidoreductase activity; copper ion binding. The record is from RefSeq and is a predicted model, not a curated record.